Molecule: messenger RNA, 2517 nt
Organism: Poecilia latipinna (sailfin molly)
Lineage: Eukaryota; Metazoa; Chordata; Actinopteri; Cyprinodontiformes; Poeciliidae
Gene: gxylt1a
Product: glucoside xylosyltransferase 1a
Exons: 8
Coding region: 272-1642 (456 amino acids)
Biological process (GO): protein O-linked glycosylation via N-acetylgalactosamine
Molecular function (GO): UDP-xylosyltransferase activity
Source: RefSeq, a predicted model, not a curated record
UAUUCGUCAGUAAACGUUGGCUAACCUUGUGUAUAGUACACAUCUUAUGGAGGUCUGUGUGUACAAAGGUUGGCGUUGGCACUUGGCAGACGGUCCUUGUUAACAGGCAGGAACACGUGUGACAGAGGUGGGCGGAGCGGAAAACUGUAAACACCAACUACCGCUCACUUCUACUAGCUAUGACUUGACUGCUAUAGCCGCUAGUACCACACAUGGUACCUAGCUAGGAUCAGAAAAAAUGUUUUUUAUUUGCACAUAACUGAAGCGCAAAAUGCGAUGCUAUCUACACGCUUAUCUCCUGUGCACGGUAUUUACAUUCUUCUCCUUACUGUAUGUGUACAGUCAGCUUGCCUCCACCUUGGAGGACAGGGACGAGCGGUCUGGAGGAGGCAGGAUAUCCGGCAGGAGCAGUCAUGACGCCGGGCACGCUCUCAGGAAAAGACCAGGACUAUUAGGCCUCCGGGACCGAGAGUGGGGACAGAAUAGGUGUAAAUCACUGUCAGUCUCUUACUGGAAUCCAUAUUGGAGACCACCUGCUGAUGAUGUUUGUGGAGUGAACUGCUUAUUGGAAUCACCUCUUGGUGAGAAGUUGAGCUCUGCUACAAAAGAACCUAAAAAUGACAGAAGUCACCUGGCCGUGGUGGCCUGCGGCGCCAGGCUGGAGGAAACUCUCACCAUGCUGAAGUCUGCCGUCCUCUUCAGCAGAAAGCCUGUGCACUUCCACAUCUUCGCCGAGGAUGAUCUGCAUGAUGCCUUCAGAAAUGCUUUGGAAAUGUGGCCCGUGGCAGUCCGGACAACGUUUACAUUCACCAUCUAUCCAAUCGCGUUUCCCGAGGAGAAUGCAAUCGAGUGGAAAAAGCUCUUCAAGCCUUGUGCCUCUCAGAGGCUGUUUCUGCCGCUAAUACUGAAGCAGGUGGAUUCUUUGCUUUAUGUAGACACAGAUAUUAUUUUCCUGCGUCCAGUGGAAGACAUCUGGGGCCUACUUUCUCAGUUUAACGCGAGCCAAUUGGCUGCCAUGGCACCGGAGCACGAGGAGCCUCGUAUUGGCUGGUACAACCGUUUCGCUCGUCACCCUUACUACGGCAAGACAGGCGUCAACUCAGGGGUCAUGCUCAUGAACAUGACGCGCAUCAGGGAAAAAUUCUUCAAGAGUGACAUGACAGCUGUAAUGCUCCAGUGGGGGGAAAUUCUGAUGCCUCUUCUUCAAAAGUAUAAACUCAAUAUCACCUGGGGGGACCAGGAUCUUCUUAACAUCAUAUUUCAUCACAACCCUGAAAACCUGUAUGUGUUUCCCUGCCAGUGGAACUACCGUCCCGACCACUGUAUCUACGGCAGCAACUGUCAACAAGCUGAAGAAGAAGGUGUCUUUAUUCUCCAUGGUAACAGAGGAGUUUAUCACAACGACAAGCAGCCUGCUUUCAGAGCUGUCUACGAGGCAAUCAAACAGUACUCCUUUGGCGAGGACAUGGAGAGCUCCCUGCUUCAGCCACUGGAAGCGGCGUUGCAGGCAACUACGCAUUCCUACUGCGGCCUAUCCAGCCACCUGUUUACCAAAAGGUUAAGAGAGAGCGUCAGGCUGCUUCAACCAGAAGACAUUGGAUCGCAAGCUAAUAUCAUUCCAGUGCCUGAUGCUGUUGACUGAUGUUCCUCCUGUGGAGAUGACCUACUGGAUGUUGUAGUUAAGACCAGACAGUGAUUUGUUUACAUUGUGUAUGCUGAGAUUGUAUUGUUGAGAUUAUAUGAGUGGAAAAAUAAUGAGCAGAAUGUGUUUUAUUUUAUUUGUGUUUUUUUUUUUGUUUUUGUUUUUUUGUUUUUUUACACAUAGAUAGUUUUGGUACACAUCUGUCUGAUGAAGACGCAAUAAUGACACAGAUACUUCCUCACUUUCCUGGAAAAUACACUGUCUUCACUUUGCCCGGCAGAGAUUACAGACUUGAUCCUGAUAAGGACAACAAUCUCUGUUUUUAAUGACAAUCACAUUUUUUUUUUUUACUUUUUUUUUCUCUUUUUUUUGCUUUUAAAUUCAGAGAGAGCUUGAAAAGGAGUAAAGACAUUUAUUUGCUUUGAGUUUCAUGAGAAAACUUAAAUUUUGACCUAAAGAGAGUAUUUUAUUUAGUAUUUUAGAUUCUUAAUAUAAUUCUGGACAAGUAUUUCCUUUCUUGGUUUUGGUUAAAGACUUAAAGCUUCUCUUGAUUAAACAUUUCAUAUUAAUCGGAUCAGUAUUUAUUGGACAUCUACGAUGUCAACCUGAAGUAUUUGUGGGUAUUAUUGCAAACACUCCGCACUUGUUCAUUUACUGCAUAUUUUAUUGGACACGUCUUGUUUGUGUUUAUUGCUUCCCGAACAAAAUCUGUUUGUGUAACUGAUGUAACUUCAAAGGGACUGUGCUCUGUCAUCAAAGCACCAAACAUCAUGAGGAAUUUAAUGAUGUAUUUGAUUAUGUUUGCUUCAAAACUGGAAAACAAAUAUUGAAUGUUUAGGAGACUUUCUAGAAUAAAGCAAAAAUAUAUUUCUAAU